GCGGUAGUUCGCGUUUUGAGCCGCUCGUGCCACCAUAGCUCCUGCUGCUGCCUCUACCGCAGCAGCUACCGCGGCGGAGCUGAAAUUGUCGAGCGCGAUGCCGGAGGGCGCUGUGAGCGUGGUGGCCCUCGCUCGCCGGGGCUGGUCAGUGAGAGGGCAUAUUCGGAAGCCCUGUGGAGUGGGAAGACAGUGCCGCUGUUGAGACAAGACCCAGGACUGGGCCAGGGACUGUCCCAAGGGGUUUCUCGUCAUAAUGGCUGUGGAAGGGUCAACCAUUACCAGCCGGAUCAAGAAUCUGCUGAGAUCUCCUUCCAUCAAACUACGCAGGAGUAAGCCAGGAAACCGACGAGAGGACCUCAGCUCCAAGGUGACCUUGGAGAAGGUGCUGGGAAUUACAGUGUCUGGAGGCAGAGGACUUGCCUGUGACCCCCGAUCAGGUUUAGUUGCCUACCCAGCAGGGUGUGUGGUUGUGUUGUUCAAUCCCCGGAAACACAAACAGCACCACAUCCUCAACAGUUCCAGGAAAACCAUCACGGCCCUUGCCUUCUCCCCUGAUGGCAAGUACUUGGUCACUGGAGAGAGUGGGCACAUGCCCGCCGUGCGGGUUUGGGACGUGGCAGAGCGUAGCCAGGUGGCCGAGCUGCAGGAGCACAAGUAUGGUGUGGCUUGUGUGGCCUUCUCUCCUAGCGCCAAGUACAUUGUCUCUGUGGGCUACCAGCAUGACAUGAUCGUCAACGUGUGGGCCUGGAAGAAAAACAUUGUGGUGGCCUCCAACAAGGUGUCCAGUCGAGUGACAGCAGUGUCCUUCUCUGAGGACUGCAGCUACUUUGUAACUGCAGGCAACCGGCACAUCAAAUUCUGGUAUCUCGAUGACAGCAAGACCUCAAAGGUGAAUGCCACUGUGCCCCUGCUGGGCCGCUCAGGGCUGCUGGGAGAGCUACGGAACAACCUAUUCACUGAUGUGGCCUGCGGCAGAGGGAAGAAGGCAGACAGCACUUUCUGCAUCACGUCCUCAGGGCUGCUGUGCGAGUUCAGUGAUCGGAGGCUUUUGGACAAGUGGGUGGAGCUGAGGAACACAGACAGCUUCACAACCACAGUGGCCCACUGCAUCUCUGUGAGCCAGGACUACAUCUUCUGUGGCUGUGCUGAUGGCACCGUGCGCCUUUUCAACCCCUCUAACCUGCACUUCCUUACCACCCUGCCCCGACCCCAUGCUCUGGGGACAGACAUUGCCAGCGUCACUGAGGCCAGUCGCCUCUUCUCUGGAGUGGCCAAUGCCAAGUAUCCAGACACCAUUGCCUUGACCUAUGAUCCUGCUAAUCAGUGGCUGUCUUGUGUGUACAACGAUCACAGCAUUUAUGUUUGGGAUGUCAGGGACCCCAAGAAAGUGGGCAAGGUGUACUCGGCCCUGUAUCAUUCUUCCUGCGUCUGGAGCGUGGAGGUCUAUCCCGAGGUGAAGGACAGUAACCAGGCCUGCCUGCCCCCCAGUUCCUUUAUUACCUGCUCCUCAGACAACACCAUCCGCCUGUGGAACACAGAGAGCUCCGGGGUGCAUGGCUCCACCCUGCACCGAAACAUCCUCAGCAACGACCUCAUUAAAAUCAUUUACGUGGAUGGGAACACCCAGGCCCUGCUGGACACAGAGCUGCCUGGAGGGGAGAAAGCUGAUGCGUCCCUGAUGGAUCCCCGUGUGGGCAUCCGCUCUGUGUGCGUCAGCCCCAAUGGACAGCAUCUAGCAUCUGGGGACCGUAUGGGCACACUUAGGGUGCAUGAACUUCAUUCCCUGAGUGAGAUGCUGAAGGUGGAGGCCCAUGACUCAGAGAUUCUGUGCCUGGAGUAUUCGAAGCCAGACACAGGUCUGAAACUGCUAGCAUCGGCGAGCCGGGACCGGCUGAUCCACGUGCUGGAUGCGGGGCGGGAGUACAGCCUACAGCAGACCCUGGACGAGCACUCAUCCGCCAUCACUGCAGUCAAGUUUGCAGCCAGCGAUGGGCAAGUCCGCAUGAUCAGCUGUGGAGCAGACAAGAGCAUCUACUUCCGCACUGCGCAGAAGUCUGGAGAUGGAGUGCAGUUCACACGGACACACCACGUGGUGCGGAAGACAACCCUCUAUGACAUGGAUGUGGAGCCCAGCUGGAAGUACACGGCCAUCGGCUGCCAGGACCGAAAUGUUCGGAUAUUUAACAUCAGCAGCGGGAAGCAGAAGAAGCUGUUUAAAGGGUCACAGGGUGAGGACGGCACACUCAUCAAGGUGCAGACAGACCCCUCAGGGAUCUACAUUGCCACCAGCUGUUCUGACAAGAACCUCUCCAUUUUUGACUUCUCCUCAGGCGAGUGUGUGGCCACCAUGUUUGGGCACUCAGAGAUUGUCACUGGCAUGAAAUUUAGUAAUGAUUGCAAACAUCUCAUCUCUGUGUCUGGGGACAGCUGUAUAUUUGUGUGGCGCCUGAGCUCUGAGAUGACCAUCAGCAUGAGGCAGCGUCUGGCCGAGCUACGCCAGCGUCAGCGGGGCAGCAAGCAGCAAGGACCAUCCUCUCCCCAAAGGGCUUCUGGACCCCACCGACUCAGGCACCAGGCCCCAUCAAUGGUCUCUCCUGGACCGGCUCUCUCAUCAGACAGUGACAAGGAGGGAGAAGAUGAGGGCACUGAAGAAGAACUUCCAGCACUGCCCGUCCUUGCCAAGAGUACCAAGAAGGAGCUGGCCUCUGUCCCCAACCCAGCAUUGCCCCGAAGUCUGUCCCACUGGGAGAUGAGUCGGGCACAGGAGACCAUGGGGUUCCUGGACCCAGCUCCUGCAGCCAACCCAGGACCCAAAAGAAGGGGGCGCUGGGCUCAGCCUGGUGUGGAGCUGAGUGUUCGAUCCAUGCUAGACCUGCGGCAGCUGGAAACACUGGCCCCAAGCCCACGGGGCCCUCGCCAGGACUCGCUGGCCAUGAUCCCAUCUGGUCCUGGGAAGCAUGGGCAGCAGGCCCUUGAGACUUCACUCGCUAGCCAGAAUGAAAAGCCCACUUGGCCUCAGGCUUCCCAACCCUGUUCUUGCCCCCAUAUUAUGCAAUUAUUGUCACAAGAGGAAGGGGUCUUUCCCCAAGAUCUGGAACCUGCACCCGCUGAAGACGAUAUUGUCUACCCGGAGCCGAGUGAUAGCCCCACCAUGGAUGCCAGUGAGUUCCAGGUGCAGGCUCCAGCCCGGGGAACUCUGGGAAGAGUAUACCCAGGCAGCAGGAGCUCAGAAAAGCACAGCCCCGACAGUGCCUGCUCUGUGGAUUACAGCAGCAGCUGCCUUUCCAGCCCCGAGCACCCCACUGAAGACUCUGAGAGCACAGAGCCCCUCAGUGUGGAUGGCAUCUCCUCAGACCUUGAAGAGCCAGCUGAGGGUGAUGAAGAAGAGGAGGAAGAGGAGGGAGGCACGGCCUCCUAUGGGCUGCAGGAGGGAAGCCCCCGGACCCCAGACCAGGAGCAGUUUCUGAAACAGCACUUUGAGACUCUGGCCAAUGGGGCUGCUCCAGGGGCCCCAGUGCAGGUGCCAGAGAGGUCAGAGUCUCGGAGCAUCUCUUCACGAUUCCUGUUAAAAGUGCAGACCCACCCACUCAGGGAACCAUCCCCGUCUUCCUCAAGCCUGGCACUGAUGUCGAGACCAGCCCAGGUGCCACAGGCAUCUGGUGAGCAGCCGAGAGGCAAAGGUGCCAAUCCCCCUGGAGCACCCCCGGAGGCAGACCUGUCCUCUGGCAACCCCAGCCCCCAGCGGGCAGCCACUGUGCUGUUGCCACGAUGCCGUCUCAACCCUGACAGCAGCUGGGCACCCAAGAGAGUGGCCACAGCCAGCCCCUUAUCUGGACUCCAGAAAGCCCAGUCUGUGCAUAGUCUGGUGCCACAGGAAAGAGAUGAAGCCAGUCUACAGGCCCCUUCACCAGGCCUAGUGCUCUCUCGGGAGAUCAAAGCUCAGGAUGGUCUGGGCUCCCUGCCCCUGGCUGAUGGCCGCCUGUCUCGGCCCCACUCUUACCAGAGCCCCACCACCAGUUCUGUGGCCAAGAUAUCCCGCAGUAUAUCUGUUGGGGAGAACCUGAGCCUGGUCGCUGAACCUCAAGCUCCUGCCCCUAUCCGAGUCUCACCACUUAGCAAGCUGGCCCUGCCCAGCCGGGCUCACCUGGUUUUGGACAUCCCCAAACCACUGCCUGACCGUCCUACCCUGGCUGCAUUCUCGCCUGUAACCAAAGGCCGGGUCCUUGGGGAGGCAGAACAGCCUGGCUUCCCAGUGGGCCUAGGAAAAGCUCACAGUACAACUGAGAGAUGGGCCUGUUUGGGGGAGGGCACCACUCCCAAGCCUAGGACAGACUGCCAGGCUCAUCCUGGGCCCAGCAACCCCUGUGCCCAGCAACUGCCAGUCAGCAGCCGCCUCCGAGGCCCUGAAAACUUGCAGCCCCCACCCCCUGAGAAGACUCUCAACCCCACGGACUGCGCCAAGCCAGGGGCAGCCCUGAGCCAGGACUCAGAACCAGCAGUGAGCCUGGAGCAGUGUGAGCAGCUGGUGGCAGAGCUCCGAGGCAGCGUGCAUCAGGCCGUGCGGCUCUACCACUCGGUGGCUGGCUGCAAGAUGCCCUCAGCAGAGCAGAGUCGGAUCGCCCAGCUCCUCAGAGACACCUUCUCUUCAGUGCGACAGGAGCUGGAAGCCCUGGCUGGGGUAGCACUGUCCAGCCCAGGCAGCAGCCCUGGGGCUGUGGGAGCUGAGCAGACACAGGCCCUGCUGGAGCAAUACUCGGAACUGCUGCUUCGAGCCGUGGAGCGGCGCAUGGAACGCAGACUCUGAGAUUCAGAAGUCUGCCCCAAGUGAAUGAAUGCCCCAGCCAUUCCAAACUGCAGACCCUCUGCCACUCACCAAAACCUGCGGGGCUGCUUGAAGUGGAAAGCAGGGAGCAGUGUUGAGAGGCGAAGCAGCCUUCCCAGCCACUCCUCGUGGGGCGCCUGUAUUUAUUAAUUUAUUUCCCUGACUGUUGCCUCACUUCCUUGGAACUCCUGCCUCCACAGCCCCUCCAGUGGCAGGGACGGGUCUUGGGUCUUUGUCAUCUUGGUGCUGUGAGGGUUAAGAGGGCAGCCUGCCCCAUCUAGGAAUCUGGGAAGGGCUGGCCCUCUCUUAGAAGCCAUUUGAAAUUACUGCAGGGAUCGGCUCCCUGGGGUGGAGCAUACACAGGGUACUCUGGGGUCGAGGUGACAGGUCAUGUGGUAUUCAGUGUCCUUCAGCCAACUGGGGGCCUUCACCUCUACCUCCACUUUCCCUCUCACACCAGCUGCACUCCCCUGGGUGCCAGAGCAGGGUGGUUUUCCCCAAUACCUGGCAGCUAAGAAAGGCAGGGCCAUCUGGCCCUCCAGGGUGUCCCCAGCCACCAGGAGACUUGAGUUGGUAUUAGAACCUGAGCCCCUACAUUCCACUCCCAUUCUCCCUCCAAGAGGGGCCCAGCAUUGUCUCUCCCUGUGACCCCUUUCUCUCCUGGCCAGAACUGGAGCCAGCUGUGAGACAUUGCUGCGGGACAGUAAGCCCUCAGCUGGGCCAACAUGAAGCUCUGGCCUCCUUUCCUCAGCCCCUUGUCCUUCCCUGUCCUCCAGCCCUGGACCCCAGCCACCUGCUGGAGCCCAGAGGUCAACUUCUCCCUGCAUCCUGAGUGACGCUCAGUCAGAAGCCUGUGUUGGCAUGUCCCUCGUUUACAGGGCGCUGGCCCACCUCCUGAGGACCUCGGCCACAGAUGAGAUCACGCACACGCGCACACACCCCUGCACAGCAUGCAGAUGAGAUCACAUGCAUGCAUACACACACA
Messenger RNA from Saimiri boliviensis boliviensis (Bolivian squirrel monkey), 5807 nucleotides. RefSeq names its product mitogen-activated protein kinase binding protein 1 (gene MAPKBP1). The record is from RefSeq and is a predicted model, not a curated record. Gene Ontology annotation, molecular function: protein binding. Gene Ontology annotation, cellular component: cytoplasm. Gene Ontology annotation, biological process: negative regulation of canonical NF-kappaB signal transduction; positive regulation of JNK cascade. NCBI's taxonomy places the organism in Eukaryota, Metazoa, Chordata, Mammalia, Primates, Cebidae.